UCUCCCUGUCUCAAAUCCUUAAUCGUAUUUGUAGAGUCUUCUUUUUUAUUUUUUUUCACCGUGUAAAGUACCAUUUAAAGGUUCCAGGGAUUAGGAUGUUGGUGUCUUUUGGGGGAGAAGUCAUUUAGCCGACCACAGUCCUUAUUGCCUCUUACCUUUCUUCUGUUUUUCUUUCUCAUCUGUCUUCUCUCCUAUUUUUAUUCUUUUUCAUCUUCCAGAAGCACUAAGUGUCAAGCAGACUGAGUGGGUAUGAUCUAAACUUAUCAAGAACUGAGUUGAUAUGAUCUAGAUGGACCACACAUCCCCGACCUACAUGCUUGCUAACUUAAGCCACUUACAUUCUGAGCAACUUCUGCAGGGCUUAAAUCUUCUUCGUCAACAUCACGAACUCUGUGACAUCAUUCUUCGAGUAGGUGAUGUUAAAAUCCAUGCUCACAAAGUGGUACUUGCCAGCAUCAGCCCAUAUUUCAAAGCCAUGUUCACUGGAAACCUUUCCGAAAAAGAGAACAGUGAGGUUGAGUUUCAGUGCAUUGAUGAAACUGCUCUCCAGGCCAUCGUGGAAUAUGCCUAUACUGGGAGUGUUUUUAUUUCGCAGGACACAGUUGAAUCUCUCCUUCCAGCAGCAAACCUACUCCAGAUAAAACUUGUCCUGAAAGAAUGUUGUGCAUUUCUUGAAAGCCAGCUUGAUCCUGGUAAUUGUAUUGGAAUUUCUCGUUUUGCAGAGACGUAUGGCUGUCAUGACCUUUAUUUGGCAGCCACUAAAUACAUAUGCCAGAAUUUUGAAGCUGUGUGCCAGACUGAAGAGUUUUUUGAGCUUACACACGCUGAUUUGGAUGAAAUUGUUUCCAAUGACUGUUUGAAUGUAGCUACUGAAGAGACUGUUUUUUAUGCACUUGAGUCUUGGAUCAAGUAUGAUGUCCAAGAACGCCAGAAGUACUUAGCACAGCUACUUAACAGUGUGCGACUACCAUUGCUGAGUGUUAAGUUCCUUACUAGAUUGUAUGAAGCAAAUCAUCUUAUUCGUGAUGAUCGCACUUGUAAACAUCUUUUGAAUGAAGCUCUAAAGUACCACUUUAUGCCUGAACACAGACUCUCUCAUCAGACAGUCUUGAUGACACGGCCUCGCUGUGCUCCCAAAGUACUUUGUGCAGUAGGAGGAAAAUCUGGACUGUUUGCCUGUUUGGAUAGUGUGGAGAUGUACUUUCCUCAGAAUGACUCUUGGAUUGGUUUGGCACCCCUAAACAUUCCUCGCUAUGAAUUUGGAAUAUGUGUUUUAGACCAAAAAGUGUAUGUUAUAGGUGGCAUUGAAACUAAUGUGCGUCCUGGCCUCACUAUCAGAAAACAUGAAAAUUCAGUAGAAUGCUGGAAUCCUGAUACAAAUACCUGGACUUCUCUUGAGAGAAUGAAUGAGAGCCGAAGUACCCUUGGAGUAGUAGUACUUGCAGGAGAACUUUAUGCUUUAGGUGGUUAUGAUGGACAGUCUUAUUUACAAUCUGUAGAGAAGUAUAUUCCCAAGAUAAGAAAAUGGGAACCUGUGGCACCAAUGACUACAACAAGAAGUUGUUUUGCCGCAGCCGUGUUGGAUGGAAUGAUAUAUGCCAUCGGUGGGUAUGGUCCUGCCCACAUGAACAGUGUGGAACGUUAUGAUCCAAGUAAAGACUCCUGGGAGAUGGUUGCAUCUAUGGCAGAUAAAAGGAUUCACUUUGGUGUGGGUGUCAUGCUAGGAUUUAUUUUUGUGGUGGGUGGACAUAAUGGUGUUUCACAUUUGUCAAGCAUUGAAAGAUAUGACCCUCAUCAAAAUCAGUGGACUGUGUGUAGACCAAUGAAAGAACCCAGAACAGGAGUUGGUGCUGCAGUAAUUGAUAACUACCUUUAUGUAGUUGGUGGUCACUCAGGGUCUUCCUAUCUGAAUACCGUGCAGAAAUAUGACCCUAUCUCAGAUACAUGGCUGGAUUCAGCUGGCAUGAUAUACUGUCGCUGCAAUUUUGGAUUAACUGCACUUUGACAAGUGUGGACUGUGGAAAUAGCGUAGUGAUGAACCUUGUGCCGCAUGAAAGGAUGCCCAGUUUUCUGAAAUCCAAAAGCUACAUUGCUUCCUUUAACUUAAAAUGGCAUGAAGACUCAGAGUUUUGUUGGGUACUUUGUAAUGACAAGUAGCUUUGGUUGCUCCUGAUUACACAGUGAAUCAGUCAUCAAAAAAGAAAGAUCUUGCCAAUUGAAUUGUGCACUUUUUUUUUCUAAUAUUGGGAUAGAAUAGUUUUAAGUUCAUAAGCAUACAUGUGGAGAAAACCUUGCUGCUUUUAAAAAACAUAUAUUUUAGCUUUCUUCCCCCUCCUUGACAUGCACCAUGAUUACCAGGACAAAAGAUGCUUAGAUGCUGGAGUAUAUUUAGUGACUGGACAGAGGGCUGAUACUGUCUGUUGGAUAUAAAUUCACAUGCUUAAAAUUUUAAACAAACAAAGGGCUGCUUUUUUUUCCCUGGUACUUUUAAGGGUUGUAGAUUACAUGCCAUAGCAAGUCAUUCCUGCUAAAUGGCUUUAGGGCUGGGGAUGUAAUAAGUUUGCAAGAUAAAUGCAUUUACUAUCAUGAUAUUUGGGGUCCUGUUUUAAGAAGUCAGAUAUUUAUUGGGUAUGCCUUUUUUAUAUGGGCAGGUUAAUGCUGAAUAAAUUUAGUUACCCAUCUGUGUAUGCUAUGCUAAGCAUGAUUAGAAAGAGUUAAGCAUAUCAGGUUUUUUUGCUUCUGUUUUUUAGUACAGCAGGCUUCCCAGUGUUGAUGUAAAUAUUUGACACAUGUUUAGUACCCACCCUUAAUGCACAUUGAUUUUUUUUUAAUGUAUCCUUACAAUAAUUUUAGUUUUUUAAGACUUUUGUUUGCUUUUUCAAAGUGUUCAGAUAUAAAAAUGGUGCUAACUAUAGGAUCUAUAACAAGUCUAUAACAUGUUCUUUUGGAUGUUCAAUGUGAGAUAUGCAUGACAUGUUUCAAUAGUAUUUUUCAUUUUUACUGGCUUGGUUCAUUUUUGCUUAUUAAAAAUGUUAGUCAUUAUACUAAUGUUAACAUCCAAACAUCAUUUUAAAUGGUCUAUGUUAUGCUUUUCAUGGUUCCUGAAUAGUGAUUUAAAGAAAGGUACAUUUUUCUGUCUUCUUUUUUCUUGUACCAGAUAUUAUAUGCCCUUUUUAAAAACAAAAAUAUAUGCAUUAAAUAUAAAGCGCUAGGCAGUUACUCAUUACUUUGUACAUUUCUUAGGUAACUGAAUAUUUUAAAGGUAUUGAGGAAAACUGGAACUCGAUGUUUACUUAAGUAAUGGUUCUAAAUUCAGUUCUACUUUCACUUAAGAAACAAGCUUUUAAAGUAGAAUUGUUUGCUAUAGCCAAGUGAUAGCUUAUCUAAAAAAAAAAGAACUGGUUAACUCAUUUUGUUUUAGCAUGUUUUAGUAAAUGUCUGUUAGUCUCGAACACAUUACUUUGCAUUUUAUUAGAAUGUCGGUACUUGUACUUUUGGUACUGUAGUCAUUUUGUUUUCCUUUCCUUGAUUUUUUUCUUUUUUCUUUUUUUUUUUUUUUAACUGUCUGCUAUCUCUUUAUAGUCUCUGCAAAACUAACGUGUAUUUGUUUCCUAGGAAAAAAUUCAUACUGCGUUCUUAAGUGCCGUAAUGUUCUAAACUAUUGUUAAGAAGCCAUUUGUAAUUUAAAACAUAGGUUCAUUUGUUAACAUAUAUGUUAUCUGUUGAAAACUAUUUAUAGCCAGGCAGUCUGCAGUUUUCCUUGUUCUUCCAUAAACUGCCAGUUGUAGAUUUAAAUAUAUACUACUAUGUAAACUCAUCUUUAAUCAUGCAGGUAGCUUCAUGCUUUAUGAAUAUUUGCACAGAUUAUAAAACCUUGCAAGUGAUUUUUAGUCUCUUUCUAAUUAAGAACUCAACAAGAGCUACUAAUAAAAUGGACAGGCUGAAUAUUUUCUAUGUUGCUUGUUUGAAUAACAUAAUGACAUAUAGCAAUAACUUUUUAAUUGAUUUGAAUAAAUCUGUUGAAUAGAAACAAGGUGCACUAUUGUGAUUGGCCAAGACUUUAUUUAAAAGAAAGCAAUUUAGAAUAGAUUCCAUCACCUACUUAAUUUUAAAUCCCCAACUCAAUUUUCUUUCUAUUUAUAUCAGUCAAAUUGUCAAAUACAUCCUAUUUCACUAUUUUUAAUCCCCUCUCUCCAGAAGAUAAGGGGAUUUGAAAAACUAUAGAAAUUUAAUUGUAAACAGAUCUAUACUAUAUGUUUUAUUUUACUCACAUAUCAUCCCCACUAUCAAAUUAGUAUAAUAAUAAUAUCAAAUUAUAUAAUAUUUGGUAAAUCAGACCAAAGGCAUAAGCUGAUCAUUGUUUUGGAAGAAUCUAAGUUUCACCUUGGUGAAGGCUAAAUGUGAAACAUCUUGGGCAAUUGUAAGAGCCAUAUACUAGAGAACAAAUUUGAAAACCUGUGAAAGGAAAAGAAAAAAAAGUUUAGAAAUGCUUAUUUUAGGUUUGCUAACCCUUCUGUACUAUGCGUAGCAAUCAGAGAUAUUGUCACCUGACAAUUGAUAACUUUACAAUAGAGCCUUCUCGUAUAGAUUUGUGAGAAGUUCCAUCAUGAAUAUUUUGCUGACCAAUUGUGAAUGUAAAGCCACGUUUCUUAUAUUAAAAAGGAUCAAAAUGUUUGAUUAUAAAUUCCCAGGGUUAAAGAUACUAGAAAUAAUUUUAUAUACUCAGGCAAGGAGGAGAAAGCUAUAUAAAAUUGCCCAGAACUAUUUUGGAAAAAGUAACAGUGGGAAAUAGAAAUUAAUCUUAUCAGUUAGAAGAUAUUUGCCUUCUGUAAUUAUGAAGACUUAAUCUGUUAGGAAUGUUCGGCUCUUUAAUGUAUGUUGAAUAUAGUAAUAGAAUCCAAGUGAUUUUUAAUGUAGCCCAAAGGAUAGUUAUAUAAGUUUCAUGUAUUAUUGCUAAUACUGUUUUAAAUAUGAAUAUUACAUUAUAGGACAUGGUAUCAAGUAAUAAGAGAAUGGCAUUAGGUUUUGAAAAAUUAUUUUGAUAGCUUGACAGAUAUGGAGGGUCUACAAUAUGUGUGUGAUACUGUGCUAGAUACUACAGGGGCUAGAAAUAGAAAUGAUACAGUCUUUUCACUCAAAGGGUAAAAUAUAGUGAAGGAGACCUGUACCCAAAUAACUAUUACAGUAAAGUGUGAAUCUAAUUCCUUAUUUUCAGCAUCAAAGAAGUGAUUGGAGAUCUGGUUUAUGUAUAAAUAUUUGUGUCCUUUAGUGUCCAGUUAGGUUUUAUUGACAUAAAAGAGAAUUAUUUAAAAACCUAAUAUUUAUAGAGCUCAAACUUUCCUAGUAUUGGAUAAUAUAUUUUCUAGUAGAAAAACAAUUAUAGAAACUUAAAAAAAACUUACUAUGUUAUCAAGGCUCUGACUAAUGUUGAAGGAAAUAUAUGUAAAUACAAUGCCGUGUUUGUUUUCAGUUUUGGUUUUGGAUUUCUGGUAUUGUCACCUAAGUGCUCAUUUUCAGGAAAAUCAGAAUCUACAAUAAAUAUACUGCUUAAAGUUCAAUAAACUUGUGAUAACCUCUAUAACCUCUGUAGUUGAAAGUUAAGAAAUUAUAAAGAUGUCACAUGUCAAGUUAACAUCCAGUUCUACUUCUUAACCCCCCCUUUUUUGUGUGUGUGUGAAACAGCACUUUAAUUAGACAUGAUUUAAUUAGAUACAGUUAUUCUGUGGCUGGGUAUAUAUUGGAUUUCACUUACAGUAUAUUGAUUCAGUGUUGCCACACAUUUGAAAUGAGUGAGGAAAACAAGUUUUAAAUACCAUAGGUUUACAAGUUUUCUUACUGGUGUGAAUAUGGAGUCAAAAUCCAGUUUACAUCUCUGCAGAGAGAAAAAUUGUUAUCCAUAUGUCUUAUUAUAUUAUACGUAUUUAACUAGAAAUAAUUUAUUGUUAAUUUUGUCAACUUAUCAUGUGUAAGUCCCAUUUAUUUUAAAAUAUUAAGCAAAAAGUUCCAAGUUUGCCUUAAAAACAAGUGAAAUUAAAGAACUGGAUGAUAAUGCCUGUAUUUUUGCCUUAUGAAUUGUGCUGUAUCAUAAACCAGAUAUGGUUUUGAUUUUAACAGGAUUCUGAAAUUUUGUAGAUGUAGAGUACUAAUAGAUGUACUCUCUUGCAAAGAAUGUGAUCUAGUUGUGGAUUAUGUAACGUUUAAGUGUUUUUGUAUAUGUAUUUUACCUCUGAAUAUGUAUCUUUUUAGCAUCAGGGUUUUAUUUUAUUUUUGUUUACAUAGUAAAGUGGCAUUUAGCCUGUUGAAGUUUAUAUUCUUUCGUCUUUUCUUUUAAGUUCUUUGUGUGUACUAUUGUGGUAAUUAAUGCUCUGUGAUGACUAUGGUUAAAUUUCAUUUAAUGUGAAAUAUUUAAAAUAAAUUUGCAAAACAAGA
Molecule: messenger RNA, 6429 nt
Organism: Vicugna pacos (alpaca)
Lineage: Eukaryota; Metazoa; Chordata; Mammalia; Artiodactyla; Camelidae
Source: RefSeq, a predicted model, not a curated record